This is a messenger RNA of Anopheles merus, 3280 nucleotides long. RefSeq names its product zinc finger protein 835-like. The record is from RefSeq and is a predicted model, not a curated record. Gene Ontology annotation, molecular function: DNA-binding transcription factor activity, RNA polymerase II-specific; RNA polymerase II cis-regulatory region sequence-specific DNA binding. Gene Ontology annotation, cellular component: nucleus. The coding region runs from base 261 to 2885 and encodes 874 amino acids. Lineage: Eukaryota; Metazoa; Arthropoda; Insecta; Diptera; Culicidae. The transcript is spliced from 6 exons. Gene Ontology annotation, biological process: regulation of transcription by RNA polymerase II.
ACCGUUAUUCAACAGGAAUGGCUCGCAUGAACUAGACCUAGCGGCUUGGUUCCCCGGUUUACUGGCAGCGCCUUCACCGACACCGGUAAAGCAAAACCGAAGGAAGAACUCCCCAAGAGGCGGGCACAAACGCUUGCAAAAGAGAGAAAGAGACAGUUACAAUAAACGCUCAGCACAAACAGUCGAAGCGAGCGAGAGAGAGAGAGAGAAAAAAGGAAGGCUUUCCAACACUGUCCGGAGGUGAGCCGAUCCCCAAAACGAUGGCAAUCAACUUCUCGGCCUCGUUCGCGGCCUGCCUGGCGGCCGGGCUGAAGGUGCCGCGCCAGAUCAUGUACUGCAUCUCGCAGGAUACGGCCCCGUACGUGCUGUACAAGGAUUCGCAGGAGGCGGCCGAGCGGGGGGCGGCCGCCGCCGCCGCCGUCCAGUGGGGCAAUGCCGAGGGCCAGGCCAUCUACCAGCAGAACGCGCAGAACCAUCUGCAGGCGCACAUGAACGGGGCGGCGACGCAGCAGCAGCUGGUGGCCGCGGCUGCCGCUGCCGCCGCUCAGCACCACCACCAGCAGCAGCAGCAGCAGCAGCAGCAGCAGCAUCACCAGCAGACAUCCGCCAAUCAUAGUCCGCCGAAUCAGGACAAUAGGCCACAGCAACCGGGUGAACAAGCGAAUGGUCAUCUACACAGCCCGGCCACUAGUCCGUAUCCUGCGAAUAACGGUCCAGACAUUGAGGAAGAUUUGAUCAAGGUACAAAGCAUGCAACAAGCCGUUCAGCACCAGCAGCAGAACGGGCAGCAACAGUUGGUCCAGCAGCAGCAGCAGCAACAGCAAGGUGGCAACAACUCCUCCGGCAAUCAUCCGAACGAUCCGAACCAGCAGGGCAAUCCAUCGGCUCCCGGCUCCGGCGGUGGUGGUGGUGGUGGUGGUGGCGGCGGUGGCAGCGGUGGCGGACCGCCAGGACCGCCCGGGUGCUUCGGGAACGAGGCCGCCUCCCAGGCCGAGCUGAACUACUACGCGCAGCGGCAUCACGCCGCCGGUCCGCAGGGCGCGAUGCUACCGCCGCCCGGCUUCGCGCCACUGCACCACUAUCUCAACCAGAAGGGCGUCCUGCCGGUGGGCAUGCCGGCCGGGCUCGACCAGUCCGGGGCGCUCGAGCAGUACGGCAUGCCGGACCUGCUGCACGGCGGCGCAAACGCACCCGGGAACGCUCCCGGUGCGCCCGGAGCAGCCGGCAACCAGCAGCAGCAGCAGCAGCAGCAGCAGCAGCAGCAGCAGCAACUCCACCACUCACCCACCAACGGUGGUGUCGCUCCGAACGGUAACGCCGGCACUGGCAGCACCACCGGCGGCACUACCGGCGGCCACGCCAAGUCGAGCAAAAACUCCGACCUGCGGCUGUUCAAGUGUUUGACGUGCGGGAAGGACUUCAAGCAGAAGAGCACGCUGCUGCAGCACGAGCGCAUCCACACGGACUCGCGCCCGUACGGCUGCCCCGAGUGCGGCAAGCGCUUCCGCCAGCAGUCCCACCUGACGCAGCACCUGCGGAUACACGCGAACGAGAAGCCGUUCAGCUGCGCGUACUGUCCGCGCAGCUUCCGGCAGCGGGCGAUCCUGAACCAGCACGUCCGCAUUCACUCAGAUGUGUCUCCGCAUUUGAUCUUCAAGAACGGUCCGCAUGCGACGCUCUGGCCCCAGGACGUGCCGUACCCGCCCGAGCUGGAGAACGCCCAGCCGAAGGACGAGCAGGCGUUCGGCGACGAAGCGUCCCAGGGCGGGGGCGAGUCGCGCGGCUGCUUCUCGCCCGACAACUAUCCGGCCUACUUCAAGGACGGCAAGGGCGUGAACCACUCCAUCUUCGGCAACAAUCUGCAGUAUCUGAACAAGGCGACGGGUGGCAAGGCGAUGCUGCCGGAUGUGAUCCAGCACGGCCGGUCGGCCGGUAUGCCGCUGUACGUGCGCUGCCCGAUCUGCCAGAAGGAGUUCAAGCAGAAGAGCACGCUGCUGCAGCACGGCUGCAUUCACAUCGAGUCCCGGCCGUACCCGUGCCCGGAGUGUGGCAAGCGCUUCCGGCAGCAGUCCCACCUGACGCAGCACCUGCGCAUCCACACGAACGAGAAGCCGUUCGGGUGCAUGUACUGUCCGCGGUUCUUCCGGCAGCGCACGAUCCUGAAUCAGCACAUUCGUAUACACACGGGCGAGAAACCGUACCGGUGUGGACAGUGCGGCAAAGACUUCCGGCAGAAGGCCAUCCUCGAUCAGCACACCCGGACACACCAGGUAGGCGAUCGACCGUUCUGCUGCCCGAUGCCAAACUGCAGGCGACGCUUCGGUACCGAGCAGGAGGUGAAGAAACAUAUCGACAACCACAUGAACCCGCACUCGUCGAAAUCGCGCAAGCAGGCCGCUCUAAACAACAACAACAACAACAACAACAAUAAUAACAAUAAUAACAACAAUAAUAACAAUAACAACAACAACAAUGGCAUUAUUGAGCAGAAGGUAUCGCCCACGUUCCUGAUGGACAAGCAGAACCAGCUGAUCCAGCGCAUGGCGGCACCGGUCAAGCACGAGCUGUACUUCCCACAGUGCUACGGCCCACCCUUCAACCAAUCGUUCGUGGCCGGGGCGGCCGCAGUGGCGGCUGCGAAUGCGAACGGGCAGGCGGCAGCGGCUGCCGCGGCCGCUGCGGCGGCGGCCGCCGCCGCUUCGCUGACCGGUAGUGGUCCACCCCAGCAGCAGCCGGGUGGAGCGGGCAAUCAGCAGCCAGUGCCGCCGCCGCCCCAUGCCAACGGGCCGUCCGUGCCGCCACCUCAGGUCUCAGCAGCCGCCGCUGCAGCCGUGGCAGCCGCGAUCGUGGCCGCCCCCGUACCGCAGGCCGUCGUGGCGCAGUGAUAUCCGAGCGAUCCACAGCAUUUGGUUCACCUGCCGCAGCAGCAGCAGCAGCAGCAACAACAUUCAGCACCACCCCCGCCACCACCACCACCGCCACCACCACCACCACCAUCGUUAGCAUCCGGUCCCAUGCAUCACCCGCUAGGUACGAUGGCUAAUGGGCACUAAACCAGCGCCGUUUUGGAGCCUGGCAGCGGAUGGCCGGAUGGUCCAGUAAAUCGUCUCGAUACUAUGGUUUCUGCCACCGAACCCGAACCAUUUUCAACCUAGAUUGCUGGGUUAGCUUUUACAAACCGUGCAGCGAUUGUCAAAUUCGCGAUCGACAAGGAGGAGAGAUUUGUGGGGACAAGGAACAGACGGCCAGCAGGAACGCAGGUGUGCAAGAUCGUAAUCGA